AUGUCUGCUGCUCCAGAAGCCCCAAAGAGAAACUUCGGUAAGAGAAGAGGUGGUCCAAGAAGAGGAAGAAGAGAAGAAGAAAAAGGUUGGACUCCAGUCACCAAGUUAGGUAGAUUAGUCAAGGCUGGUAAGAUCACCACCAUUGAAGAAAUCUACUUACACGCUUUACCAGUCAAGGAAUUCCAAAUCAUUGAUUUAUUAUUACCUGAAUUAAAGGAUGAAGUCAUGAAGAUCAGAUCUGUUCAAAAGCAAACCAGAGCUGGUCAAAGAACCAGAAUGAAGGCUGUCGUCGUCAUUGGUGACUCUAACGGUCACGUUGGUUUAGGUAUCAAGACCGCCAAGGAAGUCGCUUCCGCUAUCAAGGCCGCCAUUGUUAUUGCCAAGUUAUCUAUUAUUCCAAUCAGAAGAGGUUACUGGGGUUCUAACUUAGGUGCUCCUCACUCUUUACCAACCAAGGUUACUGGUAAGUGUGGUUCCGUUGCUGUUAGAUUAAUUCCAGCUCCAAGAGGUAAGGGUAUUGUUGCUUCCCCAGCCGUCAAGAAAUUGAUGCAAUUAGCUGGUGUUGAAGAUGUCUAUACUUCUUCUUCUGGUUCUACCAGAACCACCGAAAACACCUUAAAGGCUGCUUUCGUUGCUAUUGGUAACACUUACGGUUUCUUAACUCCAAACUUAUGGGCUGAAACUCCAUUAGCUCCUUCUCCAUUAGAAGUUUACUCUGAAGAAACUGUUGCUGGUAAGAAGAGAUUCUAA
Molecule: messenger RNA, 750 nt
Organism: Hemisphaericaspora subhashii
Lineage: Eukaryota; Fungi; Ascomycota; Pichiomycetes; Serinales; Debaryomycetaceae
Gene: RPS21
Product: 40S ribosomal protein uS5
Exons: 1
Coding region: 1-750 (249 amino acids)
Biological process (GO): translation
Cellular component (GO): cytosolic small ribosomal subunit; ribosome
Molecular function (GO): RNA binding; structural constituent of ribosome
Source: RefSeq, a predicted model, not a curated record